Messenger RNA from Physella acuta, 851 nucleotides. RefSeq lists its product as uncharacterized. The record is from RefSeq and is a predicted model, not a curated record. Lineage: Eukaryota; Metazoa; Mollusca; Gastropoda; Physidae.
GACUUAGUACACUAGAAACAACACACUAGACUUAGCACACUAGAAACAAGAGAUACAACACAACACACUAGACACAACACACAAAUUAGAUACAAUAAUCUAGAUACAACACACUAGACACAGCACGCUAGUUUUGUUUUUAGAUUUACACACAUACAACUUGGUCUAUACAAGGAGAAUGACUCAAUAUAUACCACCUAGACUAAAAUUCGAGCCUCUCUUCUUUAAUCCUAUACAUCACUAUCAAAGAGGGAUUCUCGUUGGAGAAAAUUACCCGAAAGUUAUUAAACAGAACUCUCAAGAGAAUCUACAUUUCGGCCACUGUAAAAGACGUGAAGACACCGACAUGUUUGAGCACCCCUACUUCUCCCCCAACUACCUUCAGAUGCCGUCCAACUACAGCUCAGGCCCAUCCUACUGGCUGGACACCCGCCGUACCAAGGACGAGCUAUCGCGAUGGGCUAACGAUGGUAUCCGGCACGACCGAGCGUUCGGCGAGUGGCACAACGUCUUUGGAACCCGCUACUUCUACGGCGAUACCAGGCGCCUCUGAAAAGCUGCUUAGCUGCGCGGAGACAUGAACAAUAUUUUGAUCUGGCCACUAACUUUGCCCACACCAACGUGAACAAACGGCUAGAUAUUUCCACGCUAAAACACGCAGUCCAGUCUACAGGCAUAGGGAGAUACGGGGAUCCAUUAGUACAUUUAAACGCGUAUUUUUUUUUUUUACUAGUACUAGUAUAGUUGCUGAAAAUUAAUUAAACAUAGGUCUAGAUGUGGUUAUAAAAAACAAACAUUAUUCUUUCGCCAAUACAUCUAUAAAAACACGCAGUAAAAGAUAAAAUAUUGGA